Molecule: messenger RNA, 333 nt
Organism: Cordyceps fumosorosea ARSEF 2679
Lineage: Eukaryota; Fungi; Ascomycota; Sordariomycetes; Hypocreales; Cordycipitaceae
Product: CBP4-like protein
Exons: 3
Coding region: 1-333 (110 amino acids)
Biological process (GO): mitochondrial respiratory chain complex III assembly
Cellular component (GO): mitochondrial membrane
Source: RefSeq, a predicted model, not a curated record
AUGCCGAGCCCAAGAAAUUGGGGUCUUUGGACCAAGGUUAUCGUAGCGGGCAUCGCGGUGAGCGUGGGCGGCCCGGCGCUGACCUACUGGGUCGUGCCGACCGAGGAGGAGCUGCGCUCGCGGUACAACCCGGACCUGCUGCGCAAGAGCAUCGAGGGCCGCGCGGAGCGCGAGGCCGAGUUCAACGAGAUGGCGGUGGGGGGAGCAGUCUGGACGGUCAUCAAGGAGGAGGAGGAGAACCAGAAGAGGCAGGAGGCCAAGUCGACGAGGGACCUGGCGAGGGAGGCCGAGGCGCGGCGCGAGGAGAUGCGCAAGGAGGCGGGCCUGAAGUGA